This is a messenger RNA of Rhizoctonia solani, 591 nucleotides long. Its product is annotated as Respiratory supercomplex factor 2. Gene Ontology annotation, biological process: mitochondrial respirasome assembly. The record is from RefSeq and is a predicted model, not a curated record. Bases 1 to 591 code for a protein of 196 amino acids. The transcript has 3 exons. Gene Ontology annotation, cellular component: mitochondrion. NCBI's taxonomy places the organism in Eukaryota, Fungi, Basidiomycota, Agaricomycetes, Cantharellales, Ceratobasidiaceae.
AUGGCCAAUAGCUAUUACUUUCCGUCUGAAGAAACUUAUGCACAGAAAGGGUGGAGGAAAUGUAAGGAACAGCCGCUGGUACCGAUUGGUAUCUUCGCAACUUGCGUUGCGCUGAUCGGGGCUACGAAGCAUUUACGUUCAGGGGACCGGACCAACUUUAAUAGGUUUUUGAGGUUCCGUGUGGUGGCACAAGGAAUCACCGUUGCUGCAUGUGUGGGUGGAACCCUAGUAUAUGGGCGUUAUUACGAUUAUAUCUUUUUACUAUGCAUCCGUUGUGUCAAAUUGGACUCUACAUCGCAGAACAAGCAGGAGAAGGAUGCGGAGCGAUUGCGAGAUGAAGCGGAGUUUGCAGCGUACCAAGUUGCCAAGGCUACUGCAACAGAACCCCUCGGUCCACCUCCAACUACAGCAGCUCAACGAAGAGCGGAGGAAAGCAUCGAAGAUCUUGUCGCCCGCGCCGAGGCUCUUGAAAGAGCGCAGUCACGGAAAGGGAGUGCUCGGGAUACAUUGAUGGCCGCACUAGCGAAACAAAAGGCUGAGAAAGCCGAGUGGGCGAAGCAGAAGGAGCAAGCAGCGACAACAGACAAAUAG